Messenger RNA from Xenia sp. Carnegie-2017, 1622 nucleotides. Its product is annotated as dystrophin-like. Lineage: Eukaryota; Metazoa; Cnidaria; Anthozoa; Malacalcyonacea; Xeniidae. Bases 413 to 1096 code for a protein of 227 amino acids. Gene Ontology annotation, biological process: synaptic signaling. The transcript has 4 exons. The record is from RefSeq and is a predicted model, not a curated record. Gene Ontology annotation, molecular function: protein binding. Gene Ontology annotation, cellular component: plasma membrane.
UCCUGUCGCAUUUUUACAAGAAUUUUCUUUCUGUCGUCAGCUCAUCAAGGUAAAAACAGAGUAUUACAACAAGGAUAUCUACAAGUUCUGUGCAUAAACGUAUCAUUGUUCGAUUGCAUCCUUGCAGUCUUUGUCGACCAAAGUGUAAAUCAUCUGUAAUCAUCUGUCUAAUCAACCGUUAUAGUCUUAUAUCUGUAAUAAAUCCAUUAUUACAGAUAAGACUCCAUGGCCUAAGUUUGACAAAGCUGUUUCAGAGCUUCAUGACUGGCUCUCUAUUGUUGAAGAAGUCAUUAAAAGUCAACGCAUCAUGCUUGGUAACGUUGAUGAAAUGGAAUGAUUAACGAACAAACAAAAAUAGUCUGUUGAGGGCGAACUUCGUGGUAAACAUUAUCUUCUGAAUGAUGUUUCUGAAAUGAGUCUUAAACUCGAGGAAGAGACAGACGAUGAGUCCCAUAAGAACAUAUUGCGUCAACAGGUCCAGUCUCUCAAGGAUCAUUGGCACAGGGUCCAACAGCAGUAUAAUGAAUGGUUAACACGGAUAAACCUGAUGUGGGAUUUGUGGAGACAAUAUGAACAAAUCAAAACGGAUCUGGAAGCAUGGCUUACCAAGUCAGAAGAAAAAAUGUUAGAAGUUUGGAAGGCGUCUGGAAAUACUGUCGCGGAACUGGAAGAACUACUGACAAAUCAUAAGAAUUUUGAAGAUGAAGUCGAAAGUUGGCAACCGCUUGUAGAUAGGUUGAAUGAUGUUGGCAACGAAUUAAUACGAGAAUUCCCCGAACAUAAUCCGAAUGACAUUCGUUUAACUUCACAUCGUGAUACACAACGUUACAACAAACUGGCUUCAAGUUGUGCAGAGCAUACAGACAAGUUGAGCCGUCUCGUUCAAUUUGAUGAAAGCAUGACAGAAGCACUCACUUGGCUCACUUCAACAGAAUCAAAAAUUGCUGAGUUGGAUAGUGCGGCCGAUGCAGCUGAAGAACACACCGAUCGCUCCUCUUUGAAAGAAGAACUAAAAGUUCGUAAUUUGUGUUCAUUUAUUGUUGUUGAUUGCUUAUCCUCAAACAUUGACAACAGUGUUGGAAUACACAAUACUUGAGUGGACUUUCGCACAUUUUUAUUUCAAUAAGAUCGAGGGCAUUUCGCAGUUUGGUAGGUUGCGUAGAUUGUUAUGUUUAGUUGACAUUUGAAGUUUGUCUUUGUAGAUUUUAGAAGUGGAUAUUAACAACCGCCACGAAACUUUUGCUUCUCUAAACUAGACAGGUCAGACAGUAAUGUGUGAUCUUGAAUCAGGAGAGGUUCUUGCUGGUCUUCAAUCCAAACUUGAUGAUAUAAAUGAUCGAUGUAACAGUCUCAAUCCCUCUCGUAUCCAGUGGCGUUGUGGCAGGGGGGGGCCAGGGGGGCCAGGCCCCCCCUAGCUGUUGAUUUUGGGGGCGCUGAAUUGAAUACGAGUCAUCAAGGUUUAAAAAUGGGCUAUAAAAAAUUAAAAACGCAUUUGAAACAGUAACAGUUAUUUUCGCAGUUAUAUAUUCAGUGAAUGAAGUUAACUUUAGGGAAAUAGGGAAAAAGUAGACAGACCAAAAUGAAACCUUGUAAGGGGUUCGAUUAAAGAAUAAGAUAAUGAC